Messenger RNA from Mycena citricolor, 1299 nucleotides. Lineage: Eukaryota; Fungi; Basidiomycota; Agaricomycetes; Agaricales; Mycenaceae. The record is from the annotation of a GenBank genome assembly.
CAGCUCCUGUGUCUCUACACUCGCUGAGACUCUGUCUUCUAGGUGAUCGCUACUGGUCGUAUCUCCACUGCGCGGUAUUGUCUGCAACAGAAUAUGCACAGCGCAUGAUAUGCGCAGUGCAUGCUAUGCACAGUGGAAAAUGCACGAUAUGCACACCCAAAAAUAUACGCAGAAUAUGCGCAGCGCACGAUAUGCGCAAGUGCGGGCUAUGCACAGUCGAAAGAUGCAUGAUAUGCACCACAGGAAAGGCGCAGAACAUGCGCAAGUGCAGGAUAUGUGCAGGUGCAGCCUAUGCACGGUUGCAAAAUGCACGAUAUGCACGACAGGGAGGGCGCAGAAUAUGUGCAGCGCAGGCUAUGCACAAGUGCAGGCUAUGCACAGUCGAAAGAUGCACAAUAUGCAUGCUGGAAAAUGUGCAGGCUAUGCACCGUCGAAAAUGCACGAUAUGCAGUCGAAAUAUGCACGAUAUGCACGCCGUAAAAACGCAGGAUAUGCGCAGUGCAGGCUAUGCGCCGUCUAAAAAUGCACAGAGUGCAGGGCAGGAACAUGCAUGAUAUGCACAGAAGCAAACACACUGGAGAUGCGCAGCAGAGAUCAUGCAAAAUAUGCAGAACAGUUACAACUCACUAAAUUCGAAGUAAUUAUUGACGCUAUGCGGCCCAGGCCAGCGGCUGGGUCAAGACCAACGGUCCAGAAUGAGCUGAGACCAUAGAAUGUCCCUGCAGCGUUGUUAGACAACGCCAGGAACCCAAAAGAACGAAAAUAUGCGAUAAUAUCGCACCAAGUGCGAUUAAAUCGCAGGAUUUGAGCGCCCAAUGAGAGAGGGAGGGAAACCCAAAUAAGCGUGCAUCUGAAGCGAAGAGGCAUUCACAGCUUGCAGGGUAUGGGGCAGGGAAUUUCGUAGCGACUGGGCGGCCAGAAAUCGAAGGAAUGGACUGGUAUUACUGUCUGGAAGAUCAGGGGGGUCGGCAGCUCGAAGUGGGCGGAAAGGGGAGGGUUCUGAAGGCUGGGGGAUGUAGAUGGGGUCGUUCUAAUGCCAGGAUCGAGUCAACGAGCAGUGUAUAUGUCGAGCUCCAACUGUGAGAAGGGAGGGAACUACUCAGCUUCGUGAAUGGAAUUGGGGUGUACCCCAGAGACACUCUUAUUUAGCAUCCAAAUUCGAGCUUGAGAUGGAUUCCGUAGUGUACAGAGAUUUCUGCAGAUAGUGUCGAGUUCUGGGUGAUAGUCAGUCAUAUAGAAGCAUAAAAGACUGUGUAGAAUGAGCGCAGAAAUGGGAAUUUGUCGAGGAUGAGAUCGCCG